AUGGAGAGUUAUAUGAGUCGAAGACUCUACAAGGCAGCGGCAACAGGAGAUGUUCAUUAUCUAUCCUCAAAUGAAAUCUCUGAGGAGUUAAACCUAUCCUCAGAUACAGAAUCCGAGGAGAGGAAAGAGAGGCUUAGACACCAUCUCCUCUGUUUGACACACGAGAAAAACAAUUGCCUGCACAUAGCAGCGAGGUUUGGAUACAAAGCGUUUGUGGAGAGAGUUCUUACUCUUUGCCCUUCCCUUGUAUAUCACCAAAACAAGAGAGGAGACAACCCACUUCAUGUUGCUGCCAGGGCUGGUCACCUUCGCAUCGUCGAACUCCUUACCGAUUCCUUUAAGAAGCUUCAGUCUCCUCAAAGUACUGAAAAUAAUAGAGCAGUAACCGGAGAGGGGAACAAUGAGAACAACACAGAACCUCCUCGCACUUCUCAGAGUCAAAGUAGCUCUAGAAAUAGUGCAACUACAGGAGAUGAUAUAACUUUAGGGAGGUCUCUGAGAGAAGCUGAGGAAGGGGAAAGGCCUUCAUGUCCAGACUGGGGGACUCAAAAUCAACAGAUGAUGAAUAGCAUGACGAGUCUCAUCGAUUCGAUUGAUCAAACUCAUCCUCCAAGUUCUCAAAUUGAAAGUAGUAGUAGUACAGGAAAAAAGCCUUCACUGCCAAUAUGGAGAACUGAAAACAAUUAUGGCAACACCGCUCUCCAUGAAGCGUUACUGAGCAAACACAAAAAGGUGGCAUUCCAUUUACUGGAUCUGAACAGUGAACUGGUCAUCCUUGUUGUCAAUACGAAAGGUGAGAGUCCGUUGUACCUGGCUGCUGAAGCUGGCUUUGUCACCGUUGUAGAUAAGAUCCUUGGUGCAGGCGGGAGGAACAACGUUGUUGGACCGAUGGGUCAGACUGCCUUACAUGCCGCAAUUUCCACAGGAUGCAUAAAAUCUCUGCACAAUUCGAUUCCGGAACUCAUCAGAAAACGAGAUUCAUAUGGAAAAACAGCUCUUUAUUAUGCAGCGCAGUCAAAUUAUAUCAAGAUAAUGCGUCAGCUACUGAAGUUGGAUGCUUCUUCUGCAUACAUACAUGACAAUGAAGGGCUCUCACCUCUGUUAGCUGCUGCCAGCAUGGGUCGUUCUGCAACUGUUCGAGCUAUACUAGAUGCGUGCCCAGCUUCAAUUGAGUCUUCAGAUGACUCUGGCCACAAUGCGCUUCACCAAGCUGUGAAAUAUAACACUCUAAUUACGUUUAAACAAUUUUUGAAAAUGCCAGAAAUGAUGUCCCUUAUUAACGAACCUAACCACGAAGGGAACACGCCGCUGCAUCUAGCAACCAUGUACCGUAGAGAUGAGAUGGUAAGUGCGUUGUUCUCUACAAAACGUGUGGACUUGACAGCCAAGAACAAUCUCGGGCAAACAGCUUUAGAUUUGUGCGUUUUGGACACCAGACCUGUCCCUUUAAAUUUACAGAGAAUCACCACGUGGGCGUUGAGAAAAAAUGGGGCACCUCGGGGUAGAGUUCGCCCCUUAAUGCGCCUUCCUAUUUGGGAUCCAAACAGCGUCAGCACAACCGCGAAAUACACGAACAUGACACAAGCGGCCAACACGAUGUCGGUGGACGCAGCAACGGCAACGGCGCAUGACACGGACAUGACGCAAUUGGCAAACACGAUGUCUGUGGUGGCAGCACUCCUUGUUACAAUAACUUUUGCAGCAGCUUUUACAAUACCUGGCGGUUUGAAGGUCGAUGGAUCUGGUUCUCCAUCACUCAUACACAAGCCAGCCCUAAUAAUCUUCUGCAUUUCAAACACAAUUGCCAUGUGUUUCUCAAUGGCGGCGCUGCUUCUACUCCUCCAUGCCACGUUCAGCUUCAGUCACAGCGUUUCCUCAAGAUCAACGAUCUAUCAAAGUACGCUUCUAAUUUUCGGCGCAGCCUGCUCAGCAAUGAUUGCUUUUAUUUCAGGUUUUUACGCGGUGAUAUCAAUUGAGUGUACGUGGUUGGGAAUUGUUGUUUGCAUCAUAGGCUCUAGUUUACCCAUUCUUGUGAAGUGGACGCAACAAGCGGGUUUGAUCGUUACUACAACUCUACGCGUUCCGGUUGUUGAGGCAAAUAAAAUGGGAUCUGACUCACCUCCAACCGUGGGAGGAGCUGGAAAUGAUCCAAACAACCAUGUUUUUGUUGGACUGGAUCCUUCAAUUCCUACUAUGGCUGGAGGAGAGCCCAAUACAAUAAAAUGA
Messenger RNA from Telopea speciosissima, 2226 nucleotides. Its product is annotated as ankyrin repeat-containing protein At2g01680-like. Bases 1 to 2226 code for a protein of 741 amino acids. The transcript is spliced from 3 exons. Gene Ontology annotation, molecular function: protein phosphatase 1 binding; protein phosphatase regulator activity. The record is from RefSeq and is a predicted model, not a curated record. Gene Ontology annotation, cellular component: plasma membrane. NCBI's taxonomy places the organism in Eukaryota, Viridiplantae, Streptophyta, Magnoliopsida, Proteales, Proteaceae.